Molecule: messenger RNA, 624 nt
Organism: Helobdella robusta
Lineage: Eukaryota; Metazoa; Annelida; Clitellata; Rhynchobdellida; Glossiphoniidae
Exons: 7
Coding region: 1-624 (207 amino acids)
Biological process (GO): glutathione metabolic process
Cellular component (GO): cytosol
Molecular function (GO): glutathione transferase activity
Source: RefSeq, a predicted model, not a curated record
AUGGCCAUUCAGCUUUAUUACUUUCCAGUCAGAGGUAGGGCUCAAGCCCUGAGGUACAUGUGCAAAGAUAAUGAUAUUAAACUGGAAGAAACUGCCGUUACCUAUGAACAGUGGCCUGCCCUCAAGCCAAAAACUCCACUGGGUCAAAUGCCCUAUAUAACUAUGGACGGAAUGGAUCUGGGACAGUCUAAUGCUAUCUUGAGACACGUCGCCAGAAAACAUGGAUUUUAUGGUAAAAAUGACAAAGAAGCAGCGCUGAUAGACAUGCUGAAUGAUCAGCAGGAAGAUCUCAGAUUUGCUUACAUCCAAAUGAUCUACAGAGAUUAUGAAUUGGGGAAAGAACCAUUCAUACAGAAACUUCCUGAAAGUUUUAAAUAUUUUGAGAAAUAUCUGUCCAUGAACCACAAUGGCAAAGCCUAUUUUGUUGGAGAAAAAGUAAGUUUCCUGGAUUACGAUGUAUUUGAUCUUCUGGACGAUUUGUUGGUCCUAUCGCCAACAUGCCUUGAUUCAUUCCCACUGCUCAAAGCUUUCCACAAGCGCUUUGCUGACAAACCAAAGCUGCAUGCAUAUAGGGAAACUGAAGAGUUUAAGAAGAUGCCAAUUAAUGGCAAUGGCAAACAGUAA